This is a messenger RNA of Bombus pascuorum, 3818 nucleotides long. RefSeq names its product homeobox protein SIX6-like (gene Six4). The record is from RefSeq and is a predicted model, not a curated record. Lineage: Eukaryota; Metazoa; Arthropoda; Insecta; Hymenoptera; Apidae. Bases 1407 to 2711 code for a protein of 434 amino acids. Gene Ontology annotation, biological process: regulation of transcription by RNA polymerase II. The transcript has 4 exons. Gene Ontology annotation, molecular function: RNA polymerase II cis-regulatory region sequence-specific DNA binding; DNA-binding transcription factor activity, RNA polymerase II-specific. Gene Ontology annotation, cellular component: nucleus; transcription regulator complex.
AGAGAGAGAGAAAGAAGAAAGGAAGAAAGAUCGGGAAUAGAAGCGAGGCGGAAAGAGGAGGACGAGCGAGACGGGAGAAUGGUUGCCGGUGUUGUGAAAUUAAUCGAACGCGAGACGCGAUAGCACCACGUAGAAUCACAACACGGUGUACGGUAACGUUGUCGCGUUCCGUUUCCGGUGUUUGUCGCUGGCCUUGCGCGGUCUCGGGCGACGCGCGGACUCGCUCGAGUCCCCGCUUCGUCGCAGCCUGCUCGCUCGUUCUCGACUUUCCAGCGGUUCGACUUGCCGAGACGGAAGCAAAGUCGCUGGGAAUUUUUCUGGCAAUGUCGGAACCUGACUGGGGACGCGGCAACGAUCCGGACGAUCGUUCCUCGAGUUGGUCGAAGACGUUCACAGGUGAGGAAACACCGGCGAGAAGAAGCCGGUCUCCGUGGACACCGAAUGGGGUGGCUUUCGGUCGGGGGUAGAAGUAUGCGCCGCCCCCGUGCUCCUCCAAUGGGACGAGCUCGCGCGCUCCCCGGCGACCAAUGGCGAGAACCAACCGCUUCGCACCGUGCCGUGCUGCGCUCCACUCCUCGCCGUACGAGCGCGCCACAAAAAAAUGAAAAAGGAGGCCGACUGGAAGACGAAGAGAGGGAGAGAGAGAGAGAGAGAGAGAGAGAGAGAGAGAGACAGCAGCCACCGACAACCUCCUCCGCCAACUGCAUCGGCAUUGGCAUCGGUGCGAAGCGAUCGGCAGUGCCAUUGGCACCGCUACGAUAAUCGUUCGAGUUGUCAGUAGCAGCAGAACCGCGUUAACGCGCUUCCACGCGGAACUUUAGCCGACAGUUUUUUACUCUUCCUCGUAGGAUUUUCACUAUCGCGGUACGGUCGUCCUCCGUCGACGUCGAAUCUGUGAAGCAAGUGUGUUUCGAGCGGUGAUAAUCGGCGGAUAUCGGUGCGGUGUGAACUGUCUGAAUCGUCCGCGGCCAGGAUGUACGGGACACGCGACGAUUGAGAAGCAUCGUUUCUGGAUUCGAUGGAAUUACGUCGCACCGGAGAUACGAGUGACGCGCACCGGCAACAAGGAUUUAUGAAUGAAGACACGAAUGGCGGGGACGUGAAUGAAGCGUGGUUUAUCGAAUAAACGUCGACCGUUCGAGCUGCGAAUGCUUAUUUUCGCGAUAAGCUACGUCGGAACGUAGGUACGCACGGCACGAGUUGCAAUCGCGUUUAUUCUUCGAUCGAUAACGCGAGUCGACGAUCGUGGUCGUCGCAGCUGGAACGUUCGAACGUCCGACGAACGCGGCGGCGGCGGCGGCGGCGGCGGUGGCGGCCGAAGGGAAUUUUCUUGCGAAGACGCGACGCGACACGACGGUGAAACGAGCAUCGAAUGAUCGGCGAGAAACGGAAAAUCGACAUCGAGAAUGCCCGAUAGCUCGGACCAACUAUCGUCGCCGAACAGCGAGUGUAACAGCCAGAUCGGUGGCAUGCACCGAAACGCGUCCACCGGACAGUUUGACGACUCGUCGAUGCCCGGGCUCGCGUUAACGCAUCAUUCGCAUUCGCAAAAUCUGACGACGGCGUCGAACGGUAGCCUGCAAUACCCUCAAGAGUUGACCACUUGCAGUUCCGCGAAUACGUCUACCAAUAUCGGAAACAUCGGCGGACUUUCUCUGGGAAUAACGGCCAGUAACUAUACGCCGGAUCAGAUAUCUUGUAUGUGCAAGGCGUUAUCGCAGAGACAGGAUAUCGAGAAGCUCACGAGGCUCCUAUGGUCUUUGCCGCCCGGCGAGUUGCUUCGUCGCGACGAGAACGUGUUGAUAGCGAGAGCCACGGUGGCCUUUCAUCGAGGCGCUUACCACGAGCUCUACUCGAUCCUGGAGAGUCAUCCGUUUUCACCCGAUCGACAUCCUGAGCUACAGCAGAUGUGGUUCAAGUCGCAUUACAGCGAGGCCGAGAAGAUCCGCGGCAGACCGCUCGGCGCGGUCGACAAGUAUCGGCUGCGCAAGAAGUAUCCGUUGCCGAAGACGAUCUGGGACGGCGAGGAGGUGGUGUAUUGCUUCAAGGAGCGAUCGAGGAACGCGUUGAAACAGUGCUACAUGAGAACCAAGUACCCGCUUUCCGAGGAGAAGAAGAAUCUGGCGAAGGAGACCGGCUUGACCUUGACUCAGGUGGCUAACUGGUUCAAGAAUCGACGGCAGAGGGAUCGCACGCCGCAAACGAGAACGGAUAUGCUGCCGUUAAAUUGCCAGAAUAACGCUGGCAACGUGAUCGGCAGUUCGGUGAGCAACGGAGAAAGCAUUCAAUCGUUGCAAAACAUCGAUUCGAACGGCACGAAUCUGGCGAUGUCGCCGCUCUCGACGAUGAGCAUGUCGCCGGUCGCCGUGAACCCGUGCAGCCCGAUGGGUAUGAGCCCCAUGGCUCCCCGUCAUCCCAGAUACGCAACACCGAUGGUCUCGUCUUCCGUGCACACCACGCACCCUCACAGCGGCGGCCUCAGUCCCAUGAACGACGUGAAAGCUCUGUGCUACGGACGUGGAAUCUGCGAAACCGGUAAGGACGCGGAACAGAGUUCGGUCUAUUACUCGAGUCACUCGAGCAUGCAUCAUCAGUAUUACCAGCAAACGCAUCAUCAGAUGAUGUCCAGCGCUCAUCAUUAUCAGCACCAUCAACAGGGCAUGCCGACCGGAUACGAAAUUACGCUUCCGCCCCCUCAGCACUCGACGUGACCAACCGACUACGAGACCGAUCGAAACGACGCGACUCAUCCUGGUCAAGCCGACGAUUUGUUUGCUCGUGUCCACGCGUUUGCCUGACUCGGUGUCGCGCCUCUAUGCCCGAGCAACGUUUGAAGGGAACCGCGCCACUAAUCUUAUCGACGCGCGGUCCAACCGCUUCGUUCCUAACGCGCAUAACGUUCAUUGUACAUUUUUCCCAUUCGCGGACGUUACUUUUUCCAAAAGCGUAGAAACGAUUCAACGUUCGCGCGAUGACAAACAUCGAUCGUGCGCGUGUUUUUCAGCCAAUCAAGGCGCAACCUCUUGCGUAAAAGUUCUGGGAGGAGCCUUCCCUCGAAGGAGAACUGGUUUAACAGGCGCACCCUUCUCAAAGGUGUUCGCGAUGGAGUCUCGUCAGCUGCUCCUCCCUCCUCUUUCUACGUACGAGUAAAACGACCGCGCAACCAGCGCAUUUCACGAAUGCAAAUCGAUAUCGCGUCGCUGCGCGAAUCGCUUCCUCGAGCGUACGUCUCUUCCUUUCGCACAGUCUCCUCGUAAAUUCUUAUCCGAACGCGUAACAGGUUUGCCAGAGUGAAACGCGCUGCGCGGCUCUUCAACGAAAGCGAGCCGCUUACGAACGAAACCUGCGCCGUUCUCGCAGCUACGAUCCUUUCGUUUCUCGAUUUUAAUUCGAGCACGAUCGACUCGUGCUGUUCCUCCGCUCCGAAAUUUCGAUUCUUUCGAUACGAACAAGCGACUUCUGGUAGGUACUCGUUUAGGGUACGUGCGUGUGCGCGUGUGAAAGUUCGCCAAUGUACAUACGUAUGUGUAGUACGUAUGCAUGUGUGUAAGUACGUGUGUACGCAUGUAUGUAUAUAUAGAUCGAUCACAGUGUUGAAUUUCUGGUGCGAAAUAUAUUUUUGACCGUAGAAUCGAGCGUACGAACGGGCGAUUUGCCCUUCGAUAACUCGACUCUCGUGUCCCGAAAGAAAAGAAACGAUCUCUCGGCAAACGAUGUAUCGCUUUGACGGAAAUGUAUUGUACAACUACGAGCGCGAGAGCGUGAGAUGCGUUAGAUGUAUAGUUAAGUAAAUCAUAAAUCUGUGAAUCACGUUUCGA